Molecule: messenger RNA, 558 nt
Organism: Dioszegia hungarica
Lineage: Eukaryota; Fungi; Basidiomycota; Tremellomycetes; Tremellales; Bulleribasidiaceae
Product: restriction endonuclease type II-like protein
Exons: 4
Biological process (GO): UV-damage excision repair; mitotic recombination; meiotic mismatch repair
Cellular component (GO): nucleotide-excision repair factor 1 complex; ERCC4-ERCC1 complex; nucleus
Molecular function (GO): damaged DNA binding; single-stranded DNA binding
Source: RefSeq, a predicted model, not a curated record
CGUGGAAAUCCGGUAUUGAAAGCUAUCAAGAACGUCCCGCAAGAGCUGGGCGAUAUUCCGGCGGAUUACCAGGUGGGGACACAUACAGGCGUCUUGUUCCUUAGUCUGAAGUACCACCGCUUGCAUCCGGAGUAUAUUCAUGGUCGUAUCGAAAAGAUGCGCAAUAUAUACAACCUACGCGUCCUAAUCAUCCUUUGCGACGUCAGCGAGCACCAGCAAUCCCUUCGCGAACUCACAAAGAUCGCAAUCGUCAAUAACCUCUCCACCAUCGUCGCCUGGUCGAACGACGAGAUCGCCCAGUACCUCACGACCUUCAAGCAAUUCGAGCACAAGUCGGCCGAUACGCUAAAGGAGAAGGUACAUCAGACGUAUCAUGAUCAGCUUCAGCACGUUUUGACGAGCGGGAAGAAGGUCAACAAGACGGAUGCUGUCAACCUGGCGAGCCAAUUUGGAUCCUUCGCCAGCAUGUCUGCCAAGUCGCCACAAAUCCUCGCUGGCGUCAAAGGGCUUGGAAAAGCCAAAGUGGACACCCUCCAUGAUGCUUUCUCCAAGCCAUUC